CCUGUCUAGUAUAGCCGGGGAAGGGCACUCUCCUCUGUUUUUCCCUCCCAAGUCCCAGCAACGAGGGCACGGGCACUCGCCGGCGCCGCCGCCGCCGCCGCCGCAGCGCGUCAUCCUCUUCCUCUCCCUCCUCCGCGUGUCAUGUUCGCGCACGGCUCUCUCGCGAGGUUUAGCCAGCUUGCUCGAAGGCCCCUGCGCGCCGCUGGCUCCCCGCUCCGCUGCUGCCUUCAGGGAUCAGUUGGUCCAAAUAAUUUGCCCUCCUCUGCCAUGGAACAGGGGCAGGGAGCUACAAACAAUGCGCCGAAACAUAGGAAAACAGAUUCACCUGUGCAGAGAUGGAGGCCAGUCUCAACACAAGCAUCUUCCCCAAAAGCUCACCUUGAUGACCUAUCCAAUUCCGCAAGGAAGCAAACGGUGGGGACUUCCAUCAGUGAUAGUGAGAAUUUGGCAUCGGAUGAAAACACUAUGGAGGUAAUGGGAGAAAAAUAUCCCUCUUCUGUUGAGGUAGAUGUUCCUCUAAUGCGUUUUCUCAAAGGAAAAGGUGGAUCUGUGCAGAAGCAGAUUGAACAGGAGACUGGAGUUAAAAUCAUUUUCCCAUCUGCAAAGGAGGAAACACUUGUUGCCCUCGAAGGCAAAAGUGCUGAAAGUAUUAGAAAAGCAUCAGAGAGGAUUUCAAAGAUCCUUGAAGAGGCUGUUCAAAGUCCAAUGCUAGAUUACUCGCAUUUCAUAUCACUUCCGUUGGCCAUCCACCCGGCUCUUGUCGAGAAGCUAAAUAACUUCCAGAGGUCGAUCCUCGGGGCGUCUGCAUCUAAUGUGGAUAGUGAUAAGGAUGAAAGCCUAAGCGAAGGUUCUAUGGAAGAAAUUGAUGAAGCAGCGAACCCUAGUGUUUCAGUCAAGCUGCCAGUCAAAGAAGAAAUUUCUGUCAUAGUGAAAAUGGAUAAUAAGGGCUCCCAACCAGAGUUCGGCAUUGACAAGUCGAUAUUCAUAAAACCCAAAACGUUUCACCUAACGGUUCUUAUGUUGAAGUUGUGGAACAAGGAUCGUAUUGCUCAGGCUUCUGAAGUCCUCCAGUCAAUAUCUUCCCAGGUAAAUGAAGCUUUGGAAAACCGACCUAUCUCUAUACGACUUAAGGGUCUGACAUGCAUGAAAGGCUCACCAGCUAGGGCCCGUGUUGUAUAUGCUCCAGUACUUGAAAUUGGUGGAGAAGGGCGCCUUGUUCGAGCUUGCAAGGUAAUAACUGACGCCUUCGUCAAGUCAGGCCUGGUUCUUGAAAGGGAUGCCAAACAAGAAUUGAGGUUGCAUGCAACCAUAAUGAAUGUGCGCCACAGGAAGAGCAAGAAAUCGAACCGAAGAAACGAUUCGUUCGAUGCUCGGGCUAUAUUCAGACAAUACGGGGAACAGGAUUGGGGCGAGUACCCAGUACCGGCAGUGCACCUAUCGCAGAGGUUCAAGUUCGACGAGGGUGGAUACUACCAUUGCUGCUGCUCGAUUCCCUUGCCUGAGGUGGCUCAGACGGAGUGAGCUCCGUGUGUUUUCAACACAAUGCAGUAUUGAAUCUCAAUGUAAGAUCAAUGAUAUAGGAUUUAGAUGUGCAAUACUUAUGGCACAUCUAGAUGUGCUUUAGCAAAACUGUUUAUGUAUUGCUUGGGCCUCGUGGGCAUAUUUAUAGGAGUUCAAUGACCAAUUUGAAGUACAAAACAAGGCAGGACAAAUC
Messenger RNA from Triticum dicoccoides, 1714 nucleotides. RefSeq names its product activating signal cointegrator 1 complex subunit 1-like. The record is from RefSeq and is a predicted model, not a curated record. The transcript has 14 exons. Gene Ontology annotation, biological process: regulation of DNA-templated transcription; DNA alkylation repair. The coding region runs from base 142 to 1521 and encodes 459 amino acids. Gene Ontology annotation, cellular component: nucleus. Lineage: Eukaryota; Viridiplantae; Streptophyta; Magnoliopsida; Poales; Poaceae. Gene Ontology annotation, molecular function: RNA binding.